This is a messenger RNA of Aspergillus alliaceus, 644 nucleotides long. RefSeq names its product GFA family protein. The transcript has 2 exons. Lineage: Eukaryota; Fungi; Ascomycota; Eurotiomycetes; Eurotiales; Aspergillaceae. The coding region runs from base 157 to 588 and encodes 143 amino acids. Gene Ontology annotation, molecular function: carbon-sulfur lyase activity. The record is from RefSeq and is a predicted model, not a curated record.
UUAGGCAUUACUAAUGGUAUUUAUUUGUUGUCCCAUCGUCAAUACGAUGGAACCCCGCGCUCACCUGUUGUUUGACAUCGGGGCAUAUCCUAACUCUCAAUUUACAAUCUUUCAGAUUAUUCUCCAUUGAAUCACACAAGAAACAAGACGAGCACCAUGGCUGCCAAAUCUCUGACGGGUGCAUGCUUAUGCCAGAAGAUCACAUACCGCAUCGACCUCCCCGCUGACACCCCAACCCCCAAGGUUGCUAUUUGCCACUGCAACGGCUGCAAGCGGAACUCGGGCUCCGCCUUCUCCACCAACGUUAUCAUUCCCAAACCCACCUUCACCUAUACUGCCGGGUCUCCCAAGGUUUACGUCGACACUACCGGCGAAUCAGGUAACGCAGUGCAGAAGCAUUUCUGUGGGGACUGCGGGACCCCGUUGAACGCGCAGCCGGAUGGGAAAGGCAUCGUUGUGGUCAAGGCGGGGACGUUGGACGAGGAGCCCCGUGGUGAGUUAGAAUUAGCCAUCGAGAUCUUUUGUAAACGUCGGGAGGCAUGGGUGGAUCAGAUCGGCAGCGUGCCCAAGACCGACGGAAUGAUGUAAACCUAUUGGAAUUACUGAUUAUAUUUAAUCAAAUUGCUCAUCAACUUUGAGAUCAA